CAACGCUGGAGCGGGGUAUUAGUUUGGACGCGUCCUAAUGAGUGUGUUAAUCAGCGUAACAUCCUUCUCUGCUCACCUUUUGGGGAAUAACAUGCGUGGAAGUCCUUGCUAUUGUUGAUCACCUGUACCCCAGCACAAGAGCUCCAGCUUAAUCAUUCUCUGCUCUCAGAACAUGGAGGAAAAUGAUGAUGAAAAAUACAAUCAAGCUGGCCAGAUAUUUGAAAACUUUGUGCAGGCAUCAACAUGCAAAGGCACCAUUCAGGCCUUCAAUAUUCUCACUCGCCAACUUCAAUUAGAUCCUUUGGACAACAGAAACUUUUACACCAAACUAAAGUCGAGAGUGACCACGUGGAAGGCCAAAGCUUUGUGGAACAAGCUUGAUAAGAGAGCAAGUCACAAAGAGUAUAAACGUGGGAAGUCUUGUAUGAACACUAAGUGUUUAAUUAUCGGAGGUGGCCCCUGUGGCCUGCGGACUGCCAUAGAGCUUGCCUUCCUGGGAGCCAAGGUUGUCGUGGUGGAGAAGCGGGACACUUUCUCCAGGAACAACGUGCUGCACCUCUGGCCCUUUACCAUCCACGACCUUCGGGGACUGGGAGCAAAGAAAUUUUAUGGCAAGUUCUGCGCAGGAUCUAUUGAUCACAUCAGUAUUCGACAGCUUCAGCUCAUCCUCUUCAAAGUUGCACUUAUCCUUGGAGUGGAAAUUCACGUGAACCUGGAAUUCGUGAAAGUCCUGGAGCCUCCUGAAGAUCAAGAAAACCAAAAGAUGGGUUGGAGAGCUGAGUUUCUCCCCAUGGAUCACCCUUUGUCAGAGUAUGAAUUUGAUGUUAUCAUUGGUGCAGACGGCCGCAGGAACACCUUGGAAGGCUUCAGGAGGAAGGAAUUUCGUGGAAAGCUGGCUAUAGCAAUCACUGCCAAUUUUAUAAACAGAAAUACAACUGCAGAAGCCAAGGUAGAAGAAAUCAGUGGGGUUGCUUUCAUCUUCAAUCAGAAGUUCUUCCAGGACCUGAAAGAGGAAACGGGGAUUGACCUGGAGAAUAUUGUUUACUAUAAAGACAGCACGCAUUAUUUUGUGAUGACAGCAAAAAAGCAGAGUCUUCUGGACAAAGGAGUGAUUAUUAACGACUCUGUUGACACCGAGCUGCUCCUCUGUGGGGAAAAUGUGAACCAGAGCAAUUUGCUGUCCUACGCCAGAGAAGCUGCUGACUUUGCAACCAACUACCAGCUGCCUUCCUUGGAUUUUGCAAUUAAUCAUUAUGGCCAGCCAGAUGUAGCAAUGUUUGAUUUUACCUCCAUGUAUGCAUCUGAAAAUGCUGCGCUGGUGAGAGAGAGGCACAGACAUCAGCUCCUGGUGGCUCUUGUUGGAGAUAGUUUGCUUGAGCCCUUCUGGCCGAUGGGCACUGGCUGUGCAAGAGGCUUCCUGGCUGCCUUUGACACGGCGUGGAUGGUGCGGGGCUGGGCGCAGGGGAAGCCCCCGCUGGAGAUCCUGGCUGAACGAGAGAGCAUUUAUCGACUCUUGCCUCAGACGACCCCUGAAAACAUUAAUAAGAACUUUGACCAGUACACCAUUGACCCGGGAACAAGAUACCCAAACUUGAACUCGAGCUGUGUUCGACCUCACCAGGUGAGACAAUUAUAUGUUACCAAUGAGCUACAGCAGUGUCCUCUUGAGAGAGUGAGCUCCAUUAGAAGAUCAGUGAACCUCACAAGACAGGAGUCAGAUAUUCGACCUAACAAGCUUCUGACGUGGUGCCAGAAGCAGACGGAGGGAUACCGAAACGUCAACGUCACUGACCUGACCAGCUCCUGGAAAAGUGGCCUUGCCCUGUGUGCCAUCAUCCAUCGCUUCAGGCCUGACCUCAUUGACUUCGAGGCGCUGAACGAAGAGGACGCGGUGAGGAACAACCAGCUGGCCUUCGACGUGGCUGAGCGGGAGUUCGGCAUCCCGCCGGUGACCACGGGCCAGGAGCUGGGCUCGGCCGGGGAGCCCGACAAGCUCAGCAUGGUGCUCUACCUGUCCAAGUUCUACGAGCUGUUCCGCGGCACGCCGCUGCGCGCAGUCGAUGCUGCUGAGAAGCAAAAUGGAGAAAAUAAUGAUCCUGGUUCACUAAAAUCAUCAAAUUUCAUCUUUAAUAAUUAUAUCAAUUUAACUUUACCAAGAAAACGAGUACCAAAGGCUGAAGGGAAAACAGAAGAGAAUGAGACGAACAAGAGGCGUCGGAAAGGCCUCUUUGGUGUCUUUGAGCAGACUUCAGGCGUUCCAAGCCAGGGGACAAACAGUGGGAAAGAACAGAGUGAAUGCAGAGAAGGAGUGAACCAGAACAAAGUCAAAUCUAUGGCUACUCAGCUGCUGGCAAAGUUUGAAGAGAAUGCUUCAAAUACAGUUCUGAGGAGACAGGAGCUAACAGAUAGACCAGCCCUGCUCUCCUCUGACCCUCCUGUUAAUCCUCGCUUUGCUAAACCUAUGGAUCCAAGCCUUCUUCCACCUCAACCAAAAAGGCAGUUUCAGGUGGUAGCUAGGAGUGAACACGAGGUCAGGGAACCCAAACAGUCUUUAAAUGGUUCUGAUCAUAUGGCCAGGAGAGCAAAGACUGUGCACAAAACAGAUCCCCAGCCCAGUCUGUCAGAAACCUCUGAAAAUCUCGCCUCUGCCUGUUCUGCUGCAUUUGUACUUUCUGGAGUGCUUGAGCGUCUUCAGCACCUGGAGGAAAAAAUGAAACAGAAAAGAGCUCAGACCAUAGCAAAUAGGGAAUUCCAUAAAAAGAACAUUAAAGAGAAAGCAGCACAUCUCGCCUCAAUGUUUGGAUACAUGGAGUUUCCAAAGAAUAAGCUACCUACUAAAGGCUUACCCCAUUCUCAGCCCCCAACUCCCUCUUGCCCUCCACCUCAUCAUUCAGCUGUUGCUGCUUCAUCAUCUGUUGGUUCAGCUUCCUCUGCUGUUUCUUCUCAACAGGGUUCUCUGCGAAAAGAAUUCCCCAAGUCCAUCGGGGGCAGUGACAUCUGCUAUUUCUGCAAGAAACGGGUCUAUGUCAUGGAGAGGCUGAGUGCAGAGGGCCACUUCUUUCACAGGGAGUGCUUCAAGUGUGAAAUCUGUUCUACAACACUCCGCUUAGGAAUUUAUGCCUUUGAUGUUGAAGAAGGUAAAUUUUACUGUAAACCUCAUUUUACGCACUGCAAAAUGAGUACGAAACAUAGAAAGAGAAGGGCAACAAUACAGAUCCAUGGAAAGGAGGCGAUAGACGCGUGGAAGAAAGCGGAAGCCAAACCCACAGAGAUCACCACAGAAAGCAGUUUGUCCACUGCUAGCAGUCCAGAGGACAGGUCCCCAGGUAUCCUGACUUCCUUCUUAGGGGGCACGCUAAGCUGGCCCCUGCGGGUGACCAGGGAUCUGCUUGACAUUCCCAGCCGCCUGUCUAACUGGAUGCAUGGUGUCCUGCACGCUACCCACCUCCAUUUCAGGGACAAUGCAUAUAACUAUACCUACCUGUACGAACUCCUGAGCCUUGGGGUGCCACUCCUCUGCGCUCUCCUAGAGGUACUCACUCACAUGUACCGGGAAGCAGAGCUAUCACUUGAAAACAUGCUUGAAUGGGUGAAAAGAUUCUGUAGGGUUUGAAUCUUUCCGCGUGUCUUGCUCAGUUGUGCCUUUCAAAUUUUCAAAAUUAACAGCCUGGCUAUUUUCUCGAGGGGAGUUUUUGGUUUGGAGGGCUUUGGUUUUGCUCUUCGUGCAAUGUGACGCGUGACUUCAUUGAAUGGUGGAUUUCUGCUGAUAGAAGCGAGGUACAAUUGAAAUUUUCAACACAAAAUGUACUGUAUGUUAGAGCAUGAAGGACAGUGUCCAAACACAUUUCCAGAACAUGGAGUCAUAUGAAGGAUAUUUUCUAGAUUAUUUUCAUCCCUGUUAUUUUCUGUGAUUAGACUGCUGGAGAAGAUGGUACAUUUUGAAACCAUUUUUCCUCCUAUUCUCCCCAGCUUAUUUUUUUCUUUUUUUCAGUUAGACCAUGAAAAAAUGUGUGUUCUUUCAGGAAUAUUUCUGACAAAUGGCUGGGAUUUGAAACCUGAGUAAAGCACGUAGCUUUUUUUUCUUCUUGCUUUCAUCUUUGCUCUAGGCUAUGAGAUUUUUACUUGCGUUAAUAUGUUUCAAAAAAAUAGUGUACAUAAUUCACAUUGCUCCAAGUCAAAUGCCUUUUACAUUGCUUUAUAUGUGAUGGAUACCUUUUGUUGAUAGUGGCUACUAUCUGUUCUACUAAUUUAUUUGAAGUUUUUCAAUAAAUUUGAAGAGCAAAUGAUAGUUGAGUGAAGACUUGAUUGAAAUUUUAAGUCAAAGAAGCUGGUAGAAAGAAGUAGACUAAACAUUCCUCAAGUCAAGGCUUCCUCAUUUGGUGGCUGAUAUGAGGCAUAUCAAUUUAUGGAGCACUCCUCUGUAAGUGAAGUCACUCCUGUUGUGCCUCUGUGCAGGCACUGCUCCCAGUCUCUUUUGGAAUUUUUUAAAAAUUUUUAAAAACCUUUUUUUAAAAAAAGGUUUAGAACAAAUAUCAAAAGCCAAAAAAUGUAUUCUUAGGUGAUAACUUCUUACUUGGGUAAUUCAUUUCAACAUGUGCACCUAGUGGCAGAAAGGUGAAAUUCUAUUAUCUGGAGCAGCAGAUGAGUAAAUUUCUUUCAGAUGUCCCUCAACCUUAAUCAGAAGGUCUGCCUUAAUCUGUUAAGCAGCAAGGACACAGAGACAUCCCAAUGCUCAUUACUUUCAGCCUAGUUAGCCAGCGAGGUAAGCAUGCUCCCUGCCUUUCAAGUACUUCUUUAUAUUCAGAAGUUUACCAGGAAAUAGGUAAAUCUAAUAUGUGUAGCCUAAAAUGAAAAGCAUCUGUAGCAUUUAUUUGUAGCCAGAAGAAUGUGGCAUAAACAAUAGGAAAUACUGUUGCAUUCAGUUAGUACCAAAACUGAGGAUCACCUGCCAGUGGUCCCAAAUGACAGUGCUGCCUAUGGGCUGGCAGGCCUUGGGGUUUGUUGUUUUGUUUUGGUUUUAUUUGCUAUAAUGUGGGAAAAGAUGAUUUGAAUUGUUUUGCCUCUUAGGUAUGAAAAGGAAAUGUGUCUGCUGUUUAAAAUAAAUGACAAACUGGAUCUUCCUUCUAGAUAGUUUGACUUUCUUUAAACUAUGAGGAUGAGCUUUUCACAUUUUUAGAGUGGUUAUGUAAUUUGGGGUAAAAAAUGUUAUUUUUAUGCACAGAACUUGAAAAAGUGCUUGAAGAAAAUUAUUAGAUAAAAGGUGGCAUUCCUUUGACAAAAAUUGCCUUUAAUGCUCAAACAUGUAUUCAGCCAAACUUUGCUAUGACAUUGAGUGGACGCAGCAAUAAUUACAGUUACAUGGUGGCCAUCUGUAUAUAUGUAAUGUAUCUGUACCUUUCUUACAGCAUUUAAAAAACCUGACCUGGAAACACUGUACUAUCUUUAAUUAUUUUCUAAUAAUAGAAACUGUUUCACCCUAAAAAGGAGGCAGUGUAGUUACUCCUGCAUCACAGCAAACUGCUGGGCAGUCGAGUUUCCUAAUUUGGGCUGCCAUCAAUUUUGGUUUCAGUUUGUCAAUAGGAGAGUCUUUAGGAACACUUCUUCCUAAAGUUUUCUCCUGCUGUUUACCAUGGCAGAGAGAGCAUAAUGGCAAAUGUAGGGAAAAUGGUGAUGUACAAAAGUCUUUGUAGAAGAUGUAGAAGAUUUCCAAGAAACUUGGAAAUUUCUGGCCAAUGAACUUAAACCAAAUGAAUCUUACUAGUAGAAAGUGUAAAAACAAGAUUAAAAAAAUUAAAAUAUGGUAUUGAUUUUAUAUAGAUUUGUAUAAUGGGGCAUAAAUCCCUACAUUUCCACAACAGAGUUCAGGAACUUGUGUAAUGAAAAUGUUUUCCUGAGGAAUCUUAAUUGCCAUGCAUAUUCCACUGGAUUUUGCAGAUUAUUCUGUUGGGAGGGUUAUUUUAUUGGUAUUACUCCAAUUGCUCAAUUUUUUGACUUCAUCAUCUUACUGUUCUGCUAGUAAUACUCAUACCUGCUUGUCCUCAUUGAUAAUUAAAUGAAAAAAGGCAGUUUCAUUUUGGCCAGUUAUUCUUUGUACCGAUGUAAUCUUCCUGAUGCUUUCCUACAUAACCAAGUGAAGUUCUGUGUUUUCUUCCCUGCUGUCUUCUCUGCCAAUCUCCCUCAUUGCUUUUAGUCCAAUUCAACAUUCCGGUGCUGCACCCGCUCACUGGCUGAAGCCUUUCUGCUCUCAGGUGAUUUUUUUUCCAGUUCCAAAAUUACAUGACUAACCCUGUUGUUUGAAAGCAUUUCAUUGUGUGUUCUUUUUUUUUUUUUUUUUUUUAACUGUUGAAGCAAUCUGUGUGUCUGGUAUAUUAAUAGAGCUUUGGCAUGAUUAUUUAACCUGUUGCUGAGUUCACAGUUCUAGAAAAAGUAAUGUUUUUCUCUCUGUGUCUGUGCAUGUGCGCUUCCCUGUGCCUUUAAGGUAAGUUAGGCAGUAGAGGGUUUCUUGAAAGAACUUGUUAAAGCCUUAUUUCUUUCAAAGAACUGAAGGAAAGAUCUGUAAUAAGGUCAGGGUGUGAUUGCCCAGCUGAUUCUCCGGGUUAAGAUGAGCGCCUAUUUGCACUGAGCUCACACACCCAAUGAGCAAGCAGUGUCUGAGCACUUCCCUGCUUUCCUACUGGAAAAGUGUGGUGUAAAAGGUUCUGUAGGCAAAGUAGCCUAAACUAGGCAAGUUCUAGUCUUCCACCCCAAGUGACAUUGUAGACAGGCCUAAAAUUGACUGUUAUUUUACAUAUUAACGUAUGUCAUAAAGGUAAUAAGUUAAAAGUGCAUGUAGUUCUCAGGCUGAACUACCAACAUGCCAGAGUGCUUUGCUUGGGUGGUUUUAUUGCCUGGGCCUUGCCUGGCACUCUGAUGAUUGGGUUUCUCUUGCUGCUCCCCUCUCCAUGACCAACUCCCACCAUUGUUUUGUAUGAAUUUUUUACAUAAGGUUCAGUUUGUAUAAUCACUAGGUGACAGUCUAGAAGGGGAAAUGAAUCCCAGCAAGACCCAAGGGCUCAGGGUGGCCAGCAAGUACACUGAGGGUCUGGCUGAUGUCAUAACCCAGCUGUCCCUGCCAAGGACCCCUCUCAAAGGGAAGGAAGGGCCUUUGGGAAUUGAUCUUAGGAGCAGUUUUAGGAGGGGCCAAACAUCCUCUGCCAUCUCCUCCAUUUCACACACCUCAGCCAGGAAUGUGGAAGGCAGCAAGGCCAGAGCUCUUAUCUUGCUGGUCUGUACAUUUGCACGACUCAGCCACUUGUAUUUAUUUGUGUGGGUAUCCUAAAAUGACUUGAUGGCUCUGAAAGGGCCAUGCUGUGCCCACACAGAAUCUCUCAGUGUUUCAAACGUCAUUUCCUGCACAAAUGGCUGGGAUGUGACUCCCAGUGUAUUUCAGGGCUGCAGUGUGUUGUUACAAAGCUCAGCAUGCUUUAAUAUGAAGGUCAUGACAUAAAGGUCUGCCAUUUCAAACCCUUCCUAUUGCUGUGUUUUUUACUCUCUGUUGCAGAGUCUUCCUUGCUCUUCCUGCUCAGUGAGGAUUCUGUCCUUCUCCUCCUAAAUCUUCUGUCUUCAUUUUACUUUAUAAUCUUAACUGAAUAUUUUUAUUAAAUAGUUUUUAACUCUGUAUUUAAAUUUUCACAUGGAAAUUCUGUAUUUUGCACAUGGUGAAAAUUGUUUUAGCUUUAUUUAUGAUAUCUGCUGUAAACAAAAAUAAAUGUAGUUCUUUAUAAGUC
Zonotrichia albicollis (white-throated sparrow) is the source of this 7766-nucleotide messenger RNA. Lineage: Eukaryota; Metazoa; Chordata; Aves; Passeriformes; Passerellidae. The record is from RefSeq and is a predicted model, not a curated record.